This is a messenger RNA of Centruroides sculpturatus (bark scorpion), 2716 nucleotides long. RefSeq names its product cytokine receptor-like factor 3. The coding region runs from base 1273 to 2583 and encodes 436 amino acids. NCBI's taxonomy places the organism in Eukaryota, Metazoa, Arthropoda, Arachnida, Scorpiones, Buthidae. Gene Ontology annotation, molecular function: protein binding. The record is from RefSeq and is a predicted model, not a curated record. The transcript is spliced from 11 exons.
UAACGUUUGUUCGAAAUACGUCACGCAUGACGAAUCGCAGUUCGAUUGUGUUUCUUGUUGCUUUCGGACGUGCUUUUGUUGUGCUCUUGGAUUGCGUUGCUUUUUUUGCGGUUUGUGGACUUUUGCGGAGAGGAUUCAAGAUUUUUUAGGAUGAAGACGUUGCUGCGUUGUUGGAGGCGGUUCCGGCGGAGGCAGGCGGUGGCGCCGGAGGGAGAGGGUUCCUCGGACGACGCGGAACGAGUCUGUCGUUCCGUGCCGUCCGAGGAGCGACAGGCAGCGGGUGAAGAAGGCCUUGGCCAAGUGCGCGUGGCGUGGCAUCCUCCCGGAGUCGGGAUGAUGCGACGCUACACCCAGGGCCCAGUGCGCUUGGCCGAGGUCUUCGGGGGUCAUCCGGCCACAGACCUUGCUGUGGAGGAUGUCGAAAGUGACAGCUCGUCCGAGCUGACACUUUCUGUUUGGUCGUGUUCUGCCCGUUCGUCCGCGACGGCGACGCCACCGCCUUGCCGAAGUCUGGACGGGGAGGAGUCGGAGGAGAGAGCCCCCGAAGUCGAGGGACCGUGCUGUCCGUGGUUUAGUUGCUGCGGACGGCUGCGGUUGCCUUGGCCUAGGCGGUGAUCUUCUUCGAUUUCCUCUUCUUCACCCGGAUGCGACUUUCUUACCGGAUUCGACACUUUUUACCCGGACAUGACACUUUUUAACGGACGUGACCUUUCUUACCCGGACGUGACCCACGGACUUGACACGUUUCUUCACCGGACGCGACAUUCGGCCGACCUUUCUUCCCAAACAGCUGUUAUGAGGAUUGAGCUUCCGGUUAGGGUUCGUUAGGUUAGCCUAGGCUAGCCUAACGAACCCUUCGCUCUUCUCAUAACACUGUUCGGGAAGAAAGGCUGUCUGGUUAAGGUAAUAAUCUUGACCUUAGGUAAUAAAUGAAUAAACUUCUCGUAUUCUCACUGCCUUUGUGUUUUGUAGGAACAUUCGGGAGGGAGAAGAAUCUCCCUCCCCAACUUUACCACGAAGAGGACCAAGUACCAUUUAUCGUACGAGUGAAUAUUUUCCGAUGGUGGCGCUUGUUUUCAACACAUGUUUCCGGUUUCUCGGAAGCCAUUCAAAUAAGUUAUGACGAAAAUAAACAAGUUGACAUCUUAAUUCAAAUCAAAAAUUUCGAGAGUCAAAGUGAUAUCGUCGGCUAAGUACGUAAAUGAAUGAUAUUUUUAGACAAAAAUUUCGUUUUAUACGUAUUAUUUAGAAGUUUGCAUACCUUUUAUUAUUAUGAAUGAAACACAUGAUUAUGAAGUAAAAGAAUCUUUAAGCACCGGAAAGGAUUAUCUAAAGCAUCUUCAAGAUCUAUUAGAUCAAUUAGGAAUAGCUGUUAGACAGGUUGAUCAGUCUGCCAAGAAGUCUGAAAAUCUUGUUAAAGAUUAUUUUACGAACAUAACUAAAUUGAUUACUACCACUUUAGAGAGACGACGUGAUCAACUUCUAACAGAAAUAACUACUUUCUGUAAUGAAGCAAUUGUUCCAUUAGUUGAAUGUCAGAAAGAGAUAGAAGAAAACAUGGCUGCAACAACUGCCAUGUUACGAGAGGGAGAAAAUAUUUUGAAAAAAGAUGUUCCAGUUUCUUCAGAACAAAUUACAUCUUAUUUAAGCAAGACUUCCAUGAUUGGAUUAUUGCCAGAAGUUCCAAAUCCUGCUCAAGUUGCAAAUAUCAAUGUUAAUUUUUCUACAAAACUUCUUCCAGAAAUAUCAAGUUUAAUUUAUAAUCAUGGAUUUGUAAGUGCAUUUUCUCCAGUUCAGAUUAUACAUGUUGAAGAAAGACCAGGAGGUUUAGUCAUUCAUUGGGAAGAGACAGAUGAAGAAAACAUUGAAGAAAGAACUUUUGGUUUACAAUAUUGCUCUGGAAAUGUUAGAAAGAAUCCACAGUUAGUUAAUAAUUAUGAAUUUGCUUAUAAAGGCCCUGAAAAAUCUUACCUGGUCAGAGAUAUCCAAUACAGAAAACAAUACACAUUUAGAGUUUCCUGCUGUGUUAAGAAUGGAGAAUGGAAAAGAUGGUCAGAACCACACAUUGCAAUGACUACAAUUCCUAAUUAUGAAUGGGAAUCAAAUAAUCCUAAUUAUAAUUUAACUAAUGAUAAUAAGAUAGCCACAAAACUCGAAUCCAUUGGGAGUUCUAAUCUCUACUCCAAACUAUCUCUACAAAGAAUCAACCAUUCCAUCAAAUUUCAUAUAUUAGAUGUAGGAGAACAAGAAGAAAUUGAUGAAGGUUUGGCUCUAGUAGAUACAUCUCAGACUAAAAAGGAUGCUGCAUUUUUACAACCUGGAGUGAUAUUUAUAAAUAUGAAAGGUAAUGUAUAUGUUAAUGGAAAUGUAAUGACCAAUCACCUACCCACUUUGAAACGUAACUCCGUGGUUAUAUUUGAUGUAGAACCUCUAGAUUCUAACGGUAAAAUAAGAGUGACCAUACGCACUGAAAACCAAGAAAUUACUUACGAUUGGAAAGCCAAAGAAGGAAAUUCAACCCAUCUAGAUAUUUAUUUUGCCAUAUUCUUUCGGUCUUGUGGAUGGAAAAUAUCAGUGGAAUAAACAGAAAUAAUCACUUGUGCCAUUUUAUAAAAAUUUUUCUACUAUAAAUUUUAACAGACUAAAUUAAAUUUUAUAUAAAUGUUGUACAUACAUAUUUACUAAUUAAAAAGAAUGAAAACAAUUAUAAAUUUUU